UUUUUUUUUUUUCUUAUUUUCUUUAUUCUUUUAUCAUCAUGUUUAUUAAAUCAAUUACUUCAAGAACUGCUUCUCGUAUGACGAAACGAUUCACAGCCUAUCAAACAGGUAGUGAAGGUGCCACUGCUCAAUCUGGUUCUUUUGGUCAAAAGGAAAAAGCCAUUGAAAAUCAAUGGGCUCGUGCACAUGAUGCUGAAAAACUCAAGAUUCUUCGUGAAGCUUUAGCCAAACAAGAAAAAGAAACGGCUCACUUAAAAAAGAAUAUUGAAGACUUGGCAAAGAAGCAUACAUCUUAAGAUAUGGGUGAGAAAAUAAAUAACAAUAAAAAAAAGCACCGAAACAAUUCUUUUAUUUUUUAUUUUAUUUUAUUUUUUUUUUUUAAAGGACUCUAAGCAGUCAUGUAAGUGUUGAUAUCAACU
Gilbertella persicaria is the source of this 419-nucleotide messenger RNA. RefSeq lists its product as uncharacterized. Lineage: Eukaryota; Fungi; Mucoromycota; Mucoromycetes; Mucorales; Choanephoraceae. The transcript has 2 exons. Bases 39 to 296 code for a protein of 85 amino acids. Gene Ontology annotation, biological process: negative regulation of ATP-dependent activity. The record is from RefSeq and is a predicted model, not a curated record. Gene Ontology annotation, cellular component: mitochondrion. Gene Ontology annotation, molecular function: ATPase inhibitor activity.